Molecule: messenger RNA, 4062 nt
Organism: Nicotiana tabacum (common tobacco)
Lineage: Eukaryota; Viridiplantae; Streptophyta; Magnoliopsida; Solanales; Solanaceae
Molecular function (GO): phosphatidylinositol binding
Source: RefSeq, a predicted model, not a curated record
GUACUGGUAGUUAAACUUUGAUUACGACUACAAUCUACCAGUGCUCCUCUGUUCAACAUUUCGCACACAGAGCAAGUGAGAGGGGAGCUUCUAGUUGGAUAAAUCAGUUCCUCUCAUACUCAUACUUGAGAUUUUCCAAUUUAUUUAUUACAUCAGUUCUGUUACCUUUUCCUCCAAUUCAUUUUCAUAUAAUUAACAAUUGCAAUUCAUCAAAGUUCCAGAAACUUCCACUAAGCAUGAUCUUCUCCACAUGAGAAUGCGUCCCAAUAUGUUGCUACUGAAGAGACAACCGUCGAAUUCUUAUAGCCGACUCCAACAAUUGUUUGUGACUGAGACAUAGUAGUAGUCGAUGUGUAUCUUGUAAAUUAGGUCGAUGAUAAUCGUGGUUGCGUGAAGGAUUUGAAUUGAAGGAGGUCCAAAAUGAGCACGGAAAGGCAGGCGGCGGUGAUGGUUCGGGACCUGGUAGAGGAAGCUAAGAAGCGAGUUGUUUUUUUGAUCAUAUGCGCCAUUGGACUGUCCUAUCUCAUGUCUCUAACGAGCUCCUCAGUUUUUAUCAACUUGCCUGCUGCUGCUCUCUUAAUUGUUUUCCUUCGUUAUCUGUCUCUUGAUUUUGAUGCGCGGAUGAAAGCUGCUACAUACAAAAGAAAGUCAUCCGUAUCAAACAACACUUCUCAGAGGAAACAUAUUGAUGCUCCAAGAGCAGUUAAUGAGAAGGCCAAUUGGAGGAAGAAAGUAAAUUCACCUGUUGUAGAAGAAGCAAUAGAUCACUUCACCAGACAUAUAGUUUCUGAGUGGGUCACAGAUCUCUGGUACUCCCGCAUAACUUCUGAUAGACAGGGACCUGAGGAACUUGUGCAGAUCAUGAAUGGUGUACUAGGGGAAAUCUCAUGUCGCAUGAGAACUAUUAAUCUUAUAGAUCUUUUCACAAGGGAUAUUAUCAAUCUAAUUUGCACUCAUUUGGAGCUGUUUCGUGCAAGCAAGAUGAGGAUUCAGAAGAAACGGCCAAGAUCCUUGACAAUUGAAGAGCUAGAUGUGGAACUUAAACAGGUGUUGGCUGCAGACGACAAAUUACAUCCUGCUUUAUUUUCUCCGGAGGCUGAGCACAAGGUUCUCCAGCAUCUCAUGGAUGGUCUUAUUUCAUACACUUUUGAGACAGAGGAGGUGCAGUGCUCUUUAUUCCGCUACAUUGUCAGGGAGCUUCUUGCUUGUGUUGUAAUACGACCAGUUUUAAAUUUAGCUAAUCCAAGGUUCAUUAACGAGAGGAUUGAGUCUCUAGUUGUUUCUCUAAAGAAGGCUGAUAAAGGAACCACAGGAACAGAAACAGAACCACAGUCCACACCGGUUGGAUCGGGUAAAAUAUCAGCAGAUCAUUUUUCUCAGGUUAUAGAUCCUUCUGCUAAGGGUGUAGAACUUGUACAAUUGAAAAAAGACCAAUCUAAUAAUACUGAGGAGCAUGUCAUGGACAGUGUGAAUGUAACAGAUUUGUCAAAGGACCCUUUACUUUCGAUUGAUCCUCGGUCUACUCAAUCUUGGAGUUCUUUGCCAUCAGAAAUCGCUGCAGGUGACGGAAGAGGUAUUCAAAGACACCACUCUGGAGGAGAGUGGGGUGAAAUGCUAGAUUUGCUUUCUCGUAGAAAGACCGAAGCCCUUGCUCCUGAAAAUUUAGACAACAUAUGGGCAAAAGGCAGAAACUAUAAACGGAAAGAAGAGGCCAAUCUAGCAUCUGAUACACUCAAAAAGAGUUUAUUGGUAAGUGCACCAAAACUUCUGGGACACUCAAAGGAAGCUAAAGAGAAAGUGAGUGAGAGAGAAAACAAGGUUGGAGCUAAGCAUUAUGUGAAGGACAAUACUUCCUUGCAGGGUGAUUUGAACAGACCAAGUUAUCCUCCAGAUUGCUUGUAUCAAGAGGAAAAUGAACAUUACUCAGAUGACCUUGAAUCAGAGAGCAGUAGUUCUUACACUACUGAAGAUGAAGAACCCAGCACUGUGACGGGUCUUGACUCUCCUGGCACUCAAGUGUGGGAUGGGAAAAAUAUAAGGAAUGUCAAUCACAUUCAUCAUCCACUUGAAAAUAAUGAAGGCCAUAAGAGAAGAAAAGGAAAAUUUAGUAAAGCACAUAUCCGUUCUAAACACUUAAAUAGAGUACUGUCUGGGCGGAAAAGGUCUAAAGUAAGCAUCCAAACAGGGCAUGCGUGGCAAGAGAUACAAAGAACCAGCUUCUUACUGGGGGAUGGGCAAGAUAUAUUAAAUUCCAAAGAAAAUGUGAAACCAGAUGGCUUAAGUGAUGACUCUGAGACAGAAUUAUUCAGUAGAAUUUCUAGUGACACAACUUCAUCUGCAUCAUCAUCUGCCUUGUCGAGAAGCGUUUUGGAAAAUCAUAAUAUGGGUCCUCAUUCUGCAAAAGGUUCUGUAAUUGCUGAUUCUUUUUUGAAAUUAAGAAGUGAGGUCCUGAGUGCAAAUAUUGUAAGAAGUGGCUCCAAAACUUUUGCUGUUUAUUCCAUAUCUGUUACAGAUAUGAACAAUAAUAGUUGGUCUAUCAAAAGAAGGUUUCGACAUUUUGAGGAGCUACACUGGCGUCUUAAAGAGUUUCGGGAGUACAAUCUUCAUUUACCUCCUAAGCAUUUCCUCUCUUCAAGUCUGGAUGUUCUUGUCAUUCGAGAACGGUGCAAAUUCCUUGACAUGUAUUUGAAGAAGCUUCUGCUGCUCCCAACUGUUUCCAAUUCCAUCGAAGUAUGGGACUUCCUCAGUGUAGAUUCCCAGACAUAUAGCUUCUCAAACUCCUUGUCCAUAAUUGAAACAUUACCAGUUGACCUGGAUGGCACUGUACGUCAAACGAGUAAAGAACCUCCACCUGGUAUAAGCUCUCGAACCGAUCUCUUAUCCUCCAAGGGGGAGCGUUCUAAUACUGAAAGCAAGAAUCCAACUUUAAGGAUGGAGCAAGAUCAUUCGGUACAUGAAUCAGGAUUAAGGAAAAAUUAUGUCGCACUCUCUCCUCCAAAAAGACCUCUCAAAGAAACUUUUGAGGAUUCAACUAGGGACCAUAAGGUGCAUACAAAUAGAAAAUCAACCCCAAACAUGCAGACGUCAUCAAAACCAGUUGAAACUAACUCACAUGCAUCACCUGAAUCUCUCGUUGAUGCUCUCAUUGAUCCCGCCUUUCCCAGUGAGUGGGUGCCACCAAAUUUAAGCGUGCCUAUAUUAGAUCUUGUUGACGUCAUUUUUCAGCUCCAAGAUGGUGGAUGGAUCAGGAGGAAGGCGUUCUGGGUGGCUAAGCAGGUUUUACAAUUGGGAAUGGGUGAUGCAUUUGAUGAUUGGCUGAUUGAGAAAAUCCAGCGGCUGCGCAGGGGUUCAGUUGUUGCUGCAGGUAUCAGACGUGUUGAACAGAUUCUCUGGCCAGAUGGUAUAUUCAUUACAAAGCACCCGACUCGUCAACGUCCUGGACCCUCUCCAUCCCCUAAUUCUCCUCAAGGCCAACCUUCCACUUCAUUAAGUUCACCUUCGCUAGAGGAUUUACUGAAGCUGGAUGAGAUGCAACAGCAGGAAGCACAACGACGUGCAAAACUUGUUUAUGAGCUAAUGAUUGAUAAGGCACCAGCUGCUAUUGUAGGGCUUGUUGGUCACAAGGAAUAUGAACAAUGUGCAAGGGAUCUUUAUUACUUCAUCGAGUCAUCCGUGUGUAUGAAGCAGUUAGUCCUUGAUCUUCUUGAGUUACUACUGUUAUCCGCAUUCCCAGAGCUGACUUCUGUAUUUAACGUAUUGCACGAGGAGAAGGGCAAGUUUGGAGAACUCAAAAUAGAAUAGGUGGAUCAACUUCCAAAAUGUUGGUUAUACAAUGUUAAGGAAAACUGUAAACAAAGUUCUGAUUUUUUUCUUUGUUUUUUAUUGUAAAGGUUAUGUUAUGUAUAAGAUUCUUUUUUCUUCUUGAGCAGUCUCCUUGAUGUGCAUCUCAGAGACAGAAAAUUAUGAUGGGUGUAGAAUAUUUCACUCAUUAUCCCGUUGCCAACAAUGUUGGAAUACUGUAUUUGGAGAGAAUCAAUGAAGAUAAGCUCAAUUGAAUCGUCA